Messenger RNA from Drosophila novamexicana, 3849 nucleotides. Its product is annotated as nodal modulator 3. The transcript has 6 exons. The record is from RefSeq and is a predicted model, not a curated record. Gene Ontology annotation, molecular function: carbohydrate binding. NCBI's taxonomy places the organism in Eukaryota, Metazoa, Arthropoda, Insecta, Diptera, Drosophilidae. The coding region runs from base 16 to 3618 and encodes 1200 amino acids. Gene Ontology annotation, cellular component: endoplasmic reticulum membrane.
GUCGAAUGAGAAAAAAUGAGGUCGGCAAGUCUGUUUUCCGGCUUUAUAUUAAUUUUAAUUAAUAUAAUUAGCCAAACAAACGCACAGUCGAGCGAAGUGAUCGGCUGUGGUGGUUUCAUCAAAAGCCAUGCCGAUAUUGACUUUUCUAAGGUGGAAAUAAAACUCUUAACCAAGCAGGGCUCGCUAAAAGAUAAAACCGACUGCUCACCCUCGAAUGGCUACUAUUUUCUACCCAUCUACGACAAGGGCGAGUAUCUGCUGACCAUUGCCCCGCCGCCCGGCUGGAGCUUUGAGCCCGAACACGUUGAGCUCAAUUUUGACGGGAAGAAUGACGUGUGCAGUCAGGGCAAAGACGUUAAUUUUGUAUUCAAGGGCUUUGGCAUCACCGGCAAAGUGGCCCUCGCCACUGGCAGCGGUGCACGUGACGUAGAUGUUGAGCUUAAGUCGGAGCAGGGCGAGAUUCGACGCACCAAAACGGACAUCAAUGGCAUCUUCUUCUUUACGCCCAUCAUACCCGGCAAAUAUGUGGUACGCGCCACACACGCCAGGUGGCAUUUCGCCAAGGCGGAGCAUAAUGUGGUCGUCGUCAGCGGCAACACGGAACUGCCGCAGAACUCGUUGGUGGUCUCCGGUUUCGAUAUCAAUGGACGCUUCGAUGUCAGCACCCAGCUGCCAGCCAAUAUUGCUGUGGUGCUCUACAAGAAAAAGGGCCAAAAUCUUCAGCCCAAGUGCGCGACAAUCCCCAAUGCGCCCUCUAAUAAGUUAAACAAUGAGUACGAGAGCGCUGCCGCUUGUUAUGUGCUGGCGGAGAAGGGCGAAUACAGCUUCAAGGAUGUGCCCACUGGCAAAUAUUUGUUGCAGGCCGUCAAUGAGAAUCAGAACUUGAAACUGCAUCUCACGCCCAAAUUCUUGGAAGUAGAGCUGGGCAAGGACACGCUGCAGCUGAAGGAGCAGUUCUCGAUUAGCGGCUUUACUGUCACGGGUCAGGUGCUGAGCUCUGCUGGCGGCGCACCACUUAAAUCCGCCGUAGUGAAGGUGAACAAUGAAAAGGUAGCCGAGACGGACGCCACGGGCAGCUACACGCUGGAGAACAUUAAAGCCAGCAGCUACAACAUUGAAGUCGAAUAUCCGCAGCUGCAAUUUGAGCCGCUGCAGGUGAAGACGCAGAUAUCUUCGCCCACAUUGCCCACAAUUGUGCCCGCUGCUUAUGAAGUGUGCGGCAAAGUUGUCUCGCCCAAAUCUUAUGUUGUGGGCAUCACAAAAACUGGCUCCACCUUUCACACCACCACCACGACGAAGGCAGAGAGCGGCGUCUGGUGCGCCUAUUUGCCCGCUGGCAAAUACAACGUUGAGGUGCUCACCACGGAUGCGGACAAAUCAAACGGCAUUCAAUUCUUUCCUGUGCAGCAGCGGGCCGAAGUGCUCGAUGCUCCGGUCAAUGGCAUAACCUUCUCACAGCUGCGCGCCACCAUACGUGGCGAGCUGCAGUGCCUGCCGGAUGCCACGGCCACCUGCACAGCGGCUGAGGUAACGCUGCAGGGUCUGGACGCCACCGGCCAGCCAACGGACAACAAAUGGAAGGCCAGAGCGCAUCGUGGAAAGUAUACCUUUAAGGAUGUGCUGCCUGGGCCAUAUGAAAUUACAAUUCCACAGGGAAAUCUAUGCUAUGAAUCUACGCGCGUCUUUCUAAAUGUCGCCGCUGCGGAAGAGCAUGCGCCGCCUUUGAUACACAAGGGCUACGAAGUGUCCAUAAUUUCUAGCCAUCGCGCUCUGAUGCGAUACGUUCACGUAACAGGGCCCUCUGAGCCCAAGGCGCCCGUUGAGACGCUCAAGAUCCUCUCGGGCGUCAACACGUUCUGCGUCUCCAAAUACGGCAGCUAUGACUUUAAGCUGGAGGGCUGUCACAUUUAUGAUGAUUCGCUGCCCAGUAAAUUCAUCACACCUGAACCAGAUCAGCUGCAAACGUUGAUUGUCAAUGCCAUUGCGCACAAGACGGGCGUGCGUGUCCUGUCCCCAGAACCAAAUGCAGAUUCACUCAGACUUGCUGUCGAAUCGGAAACGCUUGGCAGGCAAAUUAUAGCGCCCACAGCUGAAUCACAUAAAGUGGAUGGCAAAUACGCAUAUCGCUAUGAAACAUAUCUUAAACCAGACGAAGUCCUCAACAUAAAGCCACUGAGCGAUGUGCUGCUCUUUAGCCCGCAGCAUCAGCAGGUGGUGGGCAGCAGUGAUUGCGUGGACAUUGCUUUCAAUUUUGUGGCCACACGCGGGCUCAUAUUGCGCGGCAAGGUCGUGCCCGCUAUUAAGGAUGCCAAGAUAACGCUCAGUUUUCCCGAGCAACCGGCACGUGAGUCCAUUGAGACGCUCACCUCGAUAACGGGCGAAUUCAAAUUCGGACCCAUCGACGAUUCGCUGAAAUUCGAGCUCACUGCUGAAAAAGAGUCGUAUGUGUUCAGCGAGUACGAUCGCCAGUCGAAUUCGUUUAGUGCACACAAGCUCUGCGAGAUUGAGGUCAAGGUGCAGGACGAUGCCGGCCAACCGCUCAGCGGUGUACUGCUCUCGCUUAGCGGCGGCGAAAGCUAUCGCAAGAAUCUGGUCGCCGGCGACGAUGGUGCCAUCAAUUUCCAUUCCCUAUCGCCAUCGCAGUACUUUUUGCGGCCCAUGAUGAAGGAAUACAAGUUUGAGCCCAAUUCCAAAAUGAUUGACAUCAAGGAUGGUGAAACCGUGCAGGUCACCCUAACUGGCAAGCGAUUUGCCUAUUCCAUCUUUGGCCAGAUUACAUCCCUUAAUGGUGAGCCCUUUGCAGAGGUCAAUGUGCAGGCCACCGCCACUGAGAGCUGCCAGCACCAGGUAGAGGAAGCGACCAGCGAGAAUAAUGGCCAAUAUCGCAUACGCGGCCUACAGCCCGGCUGCACGUAUACGGUGCGGGUUUUGACGGACGAUGAAAAAGUAGAUCGCUCCAUACCCGAAAAUCAUACGAUCACUGUCGCCAAUGAGGAUGUGCGCAACAUUAAUCUGAUUGCCAUUAAUCCCAUAAAGAUUGUGGACAUUACGGCCCGCAUUGUGGCCUCGCACAAUGACUUCUACAAGACGCUGCGAAUUGUGAUGUACAGACAUGGCGCCUCCGAUUCGCCUGUGUUCUCGCAGCGCGUGGCCUCCCCUUUGAAUCCCAAGGCUAGCUUCAAUCCCGGCAUCAUGGUGUAUUUCCCGCGCAUACCGCGCGACGGCAAAAGCUAUGUGGUGGAGCUGCAAUCGACGCUGUCGGACAAGACGUACUCGUACAAGCUGCCCUCGUUCAGCUUUGUUGCCGACAGAUGCUCCGUCUAUAUGAAGCUGGAAUUCAAUGCGGAGGUGCGCGCAACUGAAGCAGAUCUCAAUCAGAAUUCCAUAUCUGCGCUGGUGCUAAUUGCGCUGGUGGCCAUUGCCUUCUUCAAGCAGGAUUUGGCUGUGAAUUUCCUCAGCUUCGUGUGGACCAAGCUGAGCGACCUCGUCGCCGACUUGACGCAGCAGCAAAAGGGCAAGACGAGCGUCAGAAAAAAUGAGCCCAUUAAUCAGCGAGAGAUCGAGCAAAUGGCCGAUCAGAUAAAUGCCAUCAAAAAGAGAAAGGUCAAAAAGAUCUAGUCCAGUCCAGGCCUAAGACUUUAGUCACCAUCGGUAUUCGGUAAUUGUUUUCUUUCUAUUUAGUUUUUUUUAUACUCUUUCCUUGCUGAAGUAGGAGACUUGCGCCUUGAGUGAAAAUUUAGCAUUUGUUUAAUUGCAUUUUACGGAACAAAUAAUUGUAUAAUUGUUUUGUUUAAUAGCUGAGGCAAGUUUAUUCUGUGCAUGUUUAGUUUCAUUCAUCACUCUUAUAGC